AUGCUGAUAGUACCCCUCAAGAAAUGCGUGUCAGUGGGAGAGAUGGUUAUGCAUAGAUGGUUGGAAAGUGUGGUUGUUCAGGGGGAGAUGGACCUUAUGAAGGUGAUGGAUGGGACAGAUCAGGAGGAGGAGGAGGAGGAAGAGGAGGAUGCAGGGAUCGAGGAUGAAGUCAUCAGUCUGGCAACAUUUGCAGAUGCUGAGGGAACCAAUGGAGUUUACAGUGAUAACCCACCGCAAGUUGGUGUUGCAAGUUUGAUGAGUCAUGACUUGGAUGCUGAACUUACUGGUUCUAGGGUACCCAAAGUCAUUCAAAACACACGAGUAAGUCAGAGUGAACAGAGGGCACUUCAAGGGUCCAUUAGUGCGGGUGGUGCUGAUGUGCAGUUUCAGGGAAGGUAUCGGAUGUCAAUAUUAGUUUCUGGAGAUGCUUAG
This is a messenger RNA of Marasmius oreades (fairy-ring Marasmius), 432 nucleotides long. RefSeq lists its product as uncharacterized. The coding region runs from base 1 to 432 and encodes 143 amino acids. NCBI's taxonomy places the organism in Eukaryota, Fungi, Basidiomycota, Agaricomycetes, Agaricales, Marasmiaceae. The transcript has 2 exons. The record is from RefSeq and is a predicted model, not a curated record.